Messenger RNA from Polypterus senegalus (gray bichir), 3733 nucleotides. It is a transcript of the gene vwc2, whose product is annotated as von Willebrand factor C domain containing 2. Lineage: Eukaryota; Metazoa; Chordata; Cladistia; Polypteriformes; Polypteridae. Gene Ontology annotation, cellular component: AMPA glutamate receptor complex. Bases 462 to 1415 code for a protein of 317 amino acids. The record is from RefSeq and is a predicted model, not a curated record. Gene Ontology annotation, molecular function: protein binding. Gene Ontology annotation, biological process: negative regulation of BMP signaling pathway. The transcript has 4 exons.
UUCAUGCGGUAUCCGCAGUGAUACUGAGGUGGUCUCUGCUGGCUUUGCUGGGGACUCGCUGAGCGCCACAAGGUGCUCCUCCUCCGCUGACAGAUCGCUCCGCUCUUCAGCCGCCAGACUCAUCAGUCCUCUUCUGUGCAAGCAGAACAGAGUUGCUUUCUGAGAAGCAAGACUUUUCGAAUCGCAAGGAGGAAAAAGAAAGAACCCUCAUGAAUCUGCGCAAGGUCAAGCAUCCACUGAGCUGUUGGGAAAUUGAAACGCUGCCUUGAAUGUAUUUGGAUUCAUUUAAUGCAGUCCCGUUGCGCUCCGUUUACCGAGUUUUUCGGAUUUUGUCGGAGAUUUAAAGGACUGGAGUGCAAUAUUUUGAAAAGUACCGCUGCAGGUGCUUGGCUCCUAUUUUAGUGAUGUGAUGCUUGAAGUGUGAGCCUGGAGGUCCUCACUUGUGUGGGUGGCAGCGAGUCAUGCAACGCUCUCUUGCCGUCACGACUGGAGUCUUCUCUAGAUCUUUGUUUCUUGCCUGCUGCCUUAUGGGAGUUCUCUGCAAUUCUAAAGUCCCUUUCCAGAAGAGCCAAGAGAGGCUAGAACGUGCCUUGACUCAAAACAAAGCAGACCAAGCAUCUAGGACUGGACUUAGUCAAGCUACCCAAGAACAACUCAAAGAAAUUUCAAGAAUGGGUAGAGAAGAAGUGACAAAGGAUGGGAAAAGCAAAACUAACAGAGGUAAUUGGAGCAAGCAAAAAUCAAAUCUGAGCCUCCAGGAGAAUGAGAAAAUUCCUGAAAUCCAGGAACCCACAGAGGAAGUGGCACCAGAUGAGAGUGAUGGAGGACCAACACCAGAGACCAGUGUUGCUCCUGAUGCUUUGGAAGAAUAUGCUUACCCAGAUUAUCGUGGGAAAGGCUGUGUAGAUGAGAGUGGGUUUGUAUUUGCAAUUGGAGAGAAGUUCACUCCAGGGCCCUCAACCUGCCCUUGUCUUUGUACAGAGGAAGGACCCCUUUGUGCCAAGCCAGAGUGUCCUAAGGUUCAUCCUCGCUGCAUUCAAGUGGAUACAAGUCAGUGCUGUCCACAGUGCAAGGAGAGAAAAAACUAUUGUGAUUUCCGGGGCAAGACCUACAAAACAUUAGAGGAGUUUAGGGUGUCUCCAUGUGAAAAGUGCCGUUGUGAAGCCAGCGGAGAAGUGCUGUGUACGGUAGCAGCGUGUCCACAGACGGAAUGUGUGGAUCCUGAAUAUGAACCAGAUCAGUGCUGUCCGAUCUGCAAAAAGGGGCCAAACUGCUUUGCAGAUAACACAGUGAUCCCAGCAGGCCGUGAAGUGAAAGUGGAUGACUGCACCAUAUGCUAUUGCACGUACGAAGAAGGAACGUGGAGAAUUGAACGUCAGGCAACAUGCAGCAAGCAUGAAUGCAAAGACAGCUAGGCAGACGUUUGAGUUUUGUGUAGGGGUGUGAUCUAGAAGCUUAUCCCAAACACCCCAAAAUGGCCUGGUAAAAGUUUACUGUAGAUCCCUGCAAGGCCAAGCAUACAGAAAAAAAAAGUCAUUUUAAUAGACACUCAUACCAAGUAGAUGUGUGGGUGCAAAGGAAACACAAAUAACUUUAAACAUGCUAUCAUUUUUCUUCAGUACUUAAGGGUUUAUUCUUUUUUGCUUUGAUGUUCUUUGAAAUGUUAAAUGAGAGCAAUUUUUAUCUUUUUUGAUAUGCAAAGGGAAUAUUUUAAUAUAUGGUGAUAUUACAAAAGAAUUAUUUGAAGAGUUCAAUUGCUUUUCUAAACUGUCUUACAGUUCCCUGGAAAUAGGGUGUAUACUAAAUAUUUAAGACCGAGUGCCAUUAAACAUCAAUUUAUAAAGCAAACAAUCAAAAGAAGAAUGUUUUGCUAUGAAAAAAAAUAUUAAGGGAAAGAAAUAAAUGUCCAAAUGUAGUCAACAAAUAGAGCCAUCUAUGUUCUGAGUCUGUCAUUUGAAUGAUUUAGGUAGCAGGUUGAUGAAAGGACACAAAAAAAAAAACCUUGGUGAGUAUGUACCCUUCAUCAUUGCAACACAUGAAUUCAUACAUAAUUCAAGAAAAAAGUAAAACAGAGUAAUAAUCAAGCUUUUUGUCAUUUAAAUCUAUUCUGCUUUGAAUGUAUCUGCUACUCCUGUAAUGCAUUUUACACAUCACUGGUUGGUUUAAAGUGCUCUAUUUUGCUAAAAAAAAAACCUGUUAUAUUACUGUUGAAUACUGAAGAAUAUUUAUUUUAUUGUGAAACACAUACACUGUAGAUAUAUGAUAGAAUGGACUAUAGUUAUUUUUAAUGUGCUUGACUGUAAAUAGCAUUUGUUUGACAGAUAACAUGGUGCAAACAUUAGCUAGAUCAUAUUUUUUCUUCAAAAAAUUGAUAUAUGUGCACACAAAAAUGAAUAUUUUUACCUUAAAAAUGUAAUGUAUAUAGCUUCUCCUUGCCUUGUCCAAUGUGUUAAAAAGACUGUUUACUUAUUUUUUAAAAAUUAUGUUUCAAUUUUGCUAAAUAGUAGAAGCUAACAUUAUGCAGGUCCUUAUUCACCUCACAGCAACAAACCACCCACUGUAGCUGCUGUGAAUGAACUAAUUUCAGUCUAAAGUACUUUGCACAUUGCAGAUUCCCUGAAAUCCACCCUCCAACCCACUCUUUCACCUCUGUUAUUGGUAUCAUUUCUAAAAAGAUUGAUAUCUAUGUUUUUAUUUUGCAUAGCAUCUUUCACAGCAGCCACCAUCUCUAAAUACUUUACACAUUAAGAUAAAAUGCAAAAUGAAUACCGAUGAUGAUUCAGUCCUGCUCUCUGAAUUCAACCAAUUGAAUCAUUCAGGGUGCAACUGCAUAUCACAUCAUGGAGAUCAACAUUCACGGCACUCUGUUUGACUGAGCUUCAGUGAAAGGUACUUUAAAAAAUAAACACAUGAAUUGUCCUUCUGGAGUUAACACUCAGCUAAAAGGGUAAUUAAUCACUUCAACAUCUCCUCACAACACUGGCCAUCUAUCUGUCUACCUACAGUAUCUGGGCAUGUAAAAGACAAUCUAUUGGGAAGUAAAUAAGUACUUUUUUGCAUACCUCACAGUGGAAACACAGAGAGUGCCUGUCUUUUAAGUGCUAAAAUAAACCUUUAAAGCUUCUGCUCCUUACAUCCAUCACAAAGUUUGUUUUUACUGUCUAAAUACCUAGCAUUAGGUUCUUAAAUUAAUUUUGUCAAAUAGUACAGCUUAAAAUGUAUACUAUAACCCAUUAAAUUAUCCAGAAAGUCAAAACAGUUAAAAAUCUGAAAAAUGAUUUUCCAAGAGAAUUGUAGUGUCUUGUCCUUAAUCUUUGUAAAUUAUGUAUGUACAGUUUUCAUAUUUUAUACAGUCACACAUGAUACAUCCAAUAUAUGCCAUCUGAUCUUCUCCUGUGACGUAUAAAAAUUUCAGAAACACGCAGAUUAGACAACAGUGUGAAUCGGCUGGAUGUCAAGCAAAGGGUAUCCGUAUAUGAUAGUUGUCAUUCAUUGAUUGUUUUGGCAAUAAUCACUUUAUUUUUUUUUAUUUUUCAUACUAUCAAUCUCUGAGAUUUCACAGUGAAUUUCAUAAACAAAUAUAAUCCUAAUACAGGGAUAUUUCAACUGCUAUGUACUGUUAUUAUUAAUGGCUAUGCUUAAAAAUGAUCAUUUGGCUUCUAACUCUUGGGAAAAAUCAUUCUGUACAUUCCCAAUAUUUGCCACUGAAAUAAACUAUACUUGUUUAACUUUA